AUGAAAGAAGUAUAUUAUCCUACUAAAGAGUUGAGUAUAGACGAAUCUAUGCUUCUUUGGCGUGGACGUCUAUAUUUCCGCCAAUACAUACAAAACAAAAAACACAAAUUCGGCAUAAAAUUUUAUGUGCUCACACAACCGGAUGGCUUUGUCCUAAAGACAAGAAUUUAUUCUGGAUCAAAUGAUCCAAUUGUGGGUGGUAAGGGCCAUGUCGAUAAAGUGGUAAAAUACUUACUCGACGACUAUUAUAGAGUGGGACAUUCGGUCUAUAUGGAUAACUUUUAUAACUCCAUUGAACUUACCGAAUAUUUAUUGGACAAAAAUACAUAUGUAACAGGAACACUUCGAGGAAAUAGAAAGGGCAACCCGUCAGAUGUGGUCAGUAAAAAGCUGAAAAAAGGAGAGUUGACAUCGGCAUACAACAGUAAGGGGAUCUGUGUUAUGAAAUGGCAUGAUAAAAGGGAUGUGCUAAUGAUAUCGUCAGAGUUUGGGGAUGCUAUGAAUGAAUACCGGGCAAGAAGUGGCAAAGUAUCAGAAAAGCCGGAAUCUGUACAAAAGUAUAAUGAGUUUAUGGGUAGUGUGGACCGUAGUGACCAACUCAUGAGCUACUAUCCUUGUGAAAGGAAAAUACUAAGGUGGUAUACUAAGAUCGCGUUACAUAUGUUUCAUAUAAUUAUGAAUAAUGCUUUUAUACUAUACAAGCAGCAGCCUGGAAAACGUAACUGCAGAUUGUUAGACUUCAGGGAUUCUCCAGUUAAUUCAAGAACUGCUACUAUAAGAGCAAAAAUAAAUAGAGAUAAUUAUAAAGAAUUCUUUAAUACUGAAGGAAGAGUUGAAUGGCAAGAUGCUAUGAUUAGAGCUGGAAGAACUUAG
This is a messenger RNA of Sipha flava (yellow sugarcane aphid), 873 nucleotides long. RefSeq names its product piggyBac transposable element-derived protein 4-like. Lineage: Eukaryota; Metazoa; Arthropoda; Insecta; Hemiptera; Aphididae. The coding region runs from base 1 to 873 and encodes 290 amino acids. The transcript is spliced from 2 exons. The record is from RefSeq and is a predicted model, not a curated record.